Molecule: messenger RNA, 1818 nt
Organism: Lichtheimia ornata
Lineage: Eukaryota; Fungi; Mucoromycota; Mucoromycetes; Mucorales; Lichtheimiaceae
Exons: 1
Coding region: 1-1818 (605 amino acids)
Cellular component (GO): nucleus
Molecular function (GO): protein binding
Source: RefSeq, a predicted model, not a curated record
AUGACAACGACAACUACAACUACGACAGCAGCACUACAGAAAUACCUUUCAAGUUAUAGCCUUGCUUUGGCUGAAGACCCUUCCAAAGGACGCAAGGUGGUUGCCACGUCGUUGAUCGAACGCGGAUCCAUCGUUACUACAUCGCAACCUCUGGGAACAGUUCCGCUCAAGGCGCAUCGUAAUGAGUUUUGCAACUAUUGUUUCAGAAAGCUUGGAGCGUCUCAAUACAGCACUACACCUCUCAAGCGAUGCUCACGAUGCAAGUCAGCUUACUUUUGCGACAUGAAUUGCUUCAAGAAUGCCUGGCUCAGCUAUCAUCAGUAUGUAUGUCGACCCAAGAGUAGCGAUGAAGAAGAGGACGACGACGACGAGGACAAGGAGGAGAAUGUGUUAUCCAUGGAUGUGGAGAUGUUGGAACGUGUUGCUUUGAAUGCUACUCGUUAUCACAAACGCAAAGCCAAGAUGGAUCAGGAAGAAGAAGAAGAAGGAGUAUCAGGAUCAUCAUCAUCCAAUGGACAUGAAGAAGAUGUGGAACAAGAGGAAGAAUCGGUUGAGGUAACCAUGGAAGCAUUCGAGUCAUUGAUGGAUCAUGGCAACAAACAUUCAAGACAUGUGCAAGAGCAUUUUGCCAAAGUUGCUCAAAGGGCAAUGAGCAAGUCGUAUUUGGAAGACACGCCUUUGACGCAACAAGAUCUGAUACGUUUCAUGGGCCGGUUCCGAUGCAACAAUUUCAGCAUUUACGACCAACAAUUAUUUGCCAUUGGUGAAGGUACUUAUCCAGUGGCCUCCUUGUUCAACCACGAUUGUCGUCCCAACGCUGCCAUUUUGUUCGAUGGUGCAUUACUGAUGGUGAAGGCUAUUGAUGAUAUUGAACCGGGACAUGAGAUCACAGUGGCCUACGUGGAUAUUGCUCAUUCAAGAACGGUUCGCAAGCAGACGUUGAAGGACAAGUACUAUUUUGAAUGUCGAUGUGAUCGAUGUCGUGAUGAUAAUCCCGUGGGUCGAAUCGACGCCAUGUUGGGAGAAGAGAUGUCGGAUUGGGAUCGAGCUGCCAGCUUGUUACAAGAAGGAGAAGAAAAUGGCGAUACCGAUCGUGCACGGAUCUUGCAGUUACUGGAAAAGGAUUGGGAUCUGCUGAUGCUCACACGCCGUUUCAAUCGUCAUAACAAUGAAGUACCCGACACAGAUGAACCAUUGACAUUACCUUAUUACGUCCAUUUCUUGUUGCCAUUCUUGACUCCUUAUUUAUGGGCCACAAGCAAUCCUGCCAUUCGAUUUGUGGGUGGAUCAACACCGGUCGGCACAUCCAUGACCAUUCAACACAUUACAGAGUUUGAUGAUCCACCUACUGCAUUCGCACGUCCUUAUCCAGGUGAAACCUACCUUGAAGUAUUGGGAAAUGCGAUUGACAAGACGCUCUCGUACAAGACCCCUGAUCGUGUCAUUCCAUAUCGUAUCACCACAUUGGCCAAUUGCACUCGUCUCUUUUUUGAUGAAAUGAUGGAGGGUCAUUGGCGAAAUGCUACCAAACUCGGCAUGUAUAUCCUCGUUCAAUACGCCAUCAUUUAUCCACCUUAUCAUCCCAUGCUUGCACAACACUUGCUACUGCUCGCCAAAUCAGCCUGGAAUUCGAUCAUCCAAAACGAACUCGUUACACAAACAAAGCAACUUGAAAAGGUGCAGGAACGAGGUGUCAGGCGAUGGAUCUUGCUUGCCAAGGAAACGAUUGCACAUACAUUCGGAAAACAAAGUCAAAUGUGGCGCGAGGUGAUUGAGCUGGAAUGGAUCUUUAUUCGGGAACAAAAGUUGAAAAAGUAG